AUGUCUGGUGAAGAGAACAAGGUGUCUGAUAAAGUUGCCGUCGCAGCGCCUUAUCACGCAUGCGAUUUCGAAGUGGGAAAUCAUGAUCGCGCACGGUAUGCUUACGGCUGGUUUUGCGGUUCAUACACCCGUUCCCUGUGUUAUUACUAUUCUAAUCCAGGACUUGCCCGCUUUGAUAGAAUACUGUUUGCAAGUGUCCUUAUUUUGCCGCUUCCUAUGUUCGAACCCCGCUUGUGA
Messenger RNA from Plasmopara halstedii, 237 nucleotides. RefSeq lists its product as uncharacterized. NCBI's taxonomy places the organism in Eukaryota, Oomycota, Peronosporomycetes, Peronosporales, Peronosporaceae. The transcript has 2 exons. The record is from RefSeq and is a predicted model, not a curated record. The coding region runs from base 1 to 237 and encodes 78 amino acids.